Thunnus maccoyii (southern bluefin tuna) is the source of this 3234-nucleotide messenger RNA. RefSeq names its product serine/threonine/tyrosine kinase 1b (gene styk1b). Gene Ontology annotation, cellular component: signaling receptor complex. Lineage: Eukaryota; Metazoa; Chordata; Actinopteri; Scombriformes; Scombridae. Bases 657 to 2012 code for a protein of 451 amino acids. Gene Ontology annotation, molecular function: ATP binding; transmembrane receptor protein tyrosine kinase activity. Gene Ontology annotation, biological process: protein phosphorylation; cell surface receptor protein tyrosine kinase signaling pathway; multicellular organism development. The transcript is spliced from 10 exons. The record is from RefSeq and is a predicted model, not a curated record.
UAUUGAAACUGACAGCAUGCUAUUUACAUAUUUUUUCUAGAUAUGGGAUUAUCUGAUUCGAAAGAAAUGCAGUUUAUUGCUGACUGAAUACUCCAGAGACAGCAAAGCUUGUCAUACGAGUUUCAGAGCAAUGAAGGCCAAACAUUCUUAACAAAAGGCUGGAGACUAAAAAUGACAAGGAGCCGCAGGACCAGUUUUCCCUGGACAAAAGAAGAGAUAGGUUGGGCCAGAAGUAGCUAACAUAUGCCGGCUUCAGAAUAAUAGGAAAUAGCAGAAUGUGGCAGAGCAAACCCCAAGAAAGACAGGGCAGGACUGUUGAUUACCAUAAACCUGAUAUGACUGUGAUCGCCUCUUGAACUGAAAGAGACAGAAAGAAGGAAGGAGGAAGGGGUAAAUAGGAGAGGCGUAGGAAGAGUUGCAGGUGAGGAGGGUGGAGUUAAGAAAACACUGAAGGUAGACAAACAGAGAGCCGCACAUUGAUCCCUUGAGCCUGACAAACCGCCUGAGAAAAACAAGACAAUGAAGAUCUGAAGAUACACACUCAGCUGGGAUGAUGUAUGAGAAGUGCCUAACCGUAUGAAGGACGGAGACAUGAGUCUGCACUAACAGGAUCUUUUUUUUGGGAGGGAUUUAAGACACAACUGAAGGAGGUAAGGAUGUCUUCAAUAUCAGAAGCAGACUUCCACUGCAAGCCUGGAGACACUAUCUGUGAGAUCCGUGUGUAUGAGCAGGAGGUGAUCAUCGUUCCCAUUUUACUGCUGGCCAGCUUCCUGGUCACUCUGGUCUUCAUUUUCCUCCUGCGUUUUUGUCCAGAGAAAGUCGACCGCGUCCGUCCGCAGGCCUCUAAGGCAGCCUCCAGGAGAGUGCUGCAUGGCAUCGAUGCUCCACCAGGUAUCAAUGUCCUGGAGCAUGAAAGCAUUGCUCUGGACGUGCCCAGUUCCUACUCCACCUUCCACCCCCCAAACACUUACCCUGCCAAAAACCUCUCCACGUCUGUGGACACACCCUCCUUCCCGUCAAGCCCCCCACCGCAGCCCUUCCAACCCAGUUUCAAACCCAUUGUCCAGCCCAGAGAGUUGCCCCGCAAGAGGCUGCCUGAGUCCUUCAACCUGGUCACCCCUCUGCCUACUGCCUUCUCCCUGCGCUCCGACUCCACUGUGUCCCUCUAUAGGGCCCGUAUGGAAAACAGGAACGUGGUACUGCGGGUGCUUAAUGACUCUGCUGACGCCACAGAAAGACACAGCUUCCUGGGUUUUGCAUCCUUUCUGGCCCAGCUUGGACCCCACCCUUUCCUGCCAGAGCUCCUUGGUGUGGUCUCCUUGCGAGCUCCUCUGGUUACCGUUGUGGAAGAGCUGGAGAACAGAGACCUGCUCAGCUUCCUGUGGCAAUGCAGACAGGAACAAGUGGAUCCUCCAUGUGAGAUGACUGAGAGACGAAUAUUUACUAUGGCCACACAGGUGGCCUCAGCGCUGGAGUUCCUUCACAGUAAAGAUCUUCUCCAUGGAAACAUCCGAGCCCGCAGUGUACUGGUCAGUAGUGCGUUCACGGCCAAGCUUUGGGGCCUGCAUGGAGUCUACACAAGGAAGAACCAGGGAGUCACUCAGAGAGACGAUCCCAGCAUGAAGAAAUGGCAGGCGCCAGAGCUGCUAGCCAAGAGACCUGCCAGUCAGAGCAGCGAUAUCUGGUCAUUUGGCACCUUAUUGUAUGAAAUGGCAACACUGGGUGAAGCUCCGUUUGCAGAAAUCUCAGUUAAUGAGCUUUUACAGUUUCACCAACGAGGGAAAAGUCUGAAAAAACCUUCCAACUGCUCCAACACGUUGUGCAACAUCAUUAAGGGUUGCUGCCAGUGGAAGUAUCAAGAUCGACCCUCCUUGGCUGAGGUGAAACGCAAGCUCGUCUCAGGAGAGAAGAGUGCCUCAGACAAAGUCCUCAAGGUGCCGGGGACAGUUAACAUCGAGCAGUACCUGCAGGAGGCAGGAUAUGGGGAAACCAACAGCUACACUGUUUUCUGAUCACUGCCUGCAAGGGCGUAGCUUUGGUUUGAGGAGCUGCAUUUCUACAUACAUUUAGGGACUACAGUCCCAACUAAAACAAAACCUGGGAAAUAAUUAAGUUGGUCUUCAUGCUAAUUCUGCCAGAAUAGUACUAAAUAUGCAUAAGAAAAAGCGGUCUUACUGUCUGUGUUGUUUAACCCAUAACUUUACUGAACUUCACAUGUUGAGUUAUUCAGUUAUGGGUAUAUAUACAGUAAAUAUUAUGAAGAAUAGGACUGGCAGAUCUAUGGUACAUUAUUGUGGCACUAUCAAUAGAUAUUGUGUCAUUUGCAACUUCAGUCACAACAGACAUAUACAAAAUGUAUCAAAGAAUAUAAAACUUUUUUAGAAGUCAUACACUGUCAAUACCUGUAUAUAAAAGCAAUGUCAAUGAAUGUAUUGGCUUUUUUAUAUAAGUCUAGUGUGUAUUUAUCUUUAUUAUGAGUAUUAGUUAUACCUGAGACCAGACAGGCUUUGGUUCUACCUUCUCACAGUGUCACUCAAAAUACAAGCCUUUUGUAAUCCCCUUUUUUGUGAUCCUUCAAGAACUUCUUACCUUCAUGUAUCCAUACUUAAUGUUAAAUUUAACUGCCGCUGUUGGUGUUUCACUUAUAAACCGUCCCCAGUGGAAAUUACGCCCCAAACUGGCCUGCAAGAAUACUGCACUAUGCUCAAAUACCCCAAUGGUGCACUUUUGCAACACUUUAAGGCACAAUAACAAGUGUUCAAAACUGUUUAUCAGUGUUUUGGGCACUGAAAUUGUUCCUUUUUUUCUGUUAUUUAUUCUCCUACUUCAGGUUUACACAACUUCUAAGAAAAACACUUCUAAGUGCUUGUUCAUCUUUGGGAAACGUUAAUUUUCAGAUAAGUCAGACCUUACUAAUGGGUGUCUUUAUCUGUAAUAUCUAAAUCUGUGAGUUUCACUUGGGGAAAUACAACCAGUAAUUUUGUAGUAGUAGAUGUAAAAUACAGUAUGUAAACUUGACCAAUGUACAGCUGCUGCAUCCUGAACUUGUAGUGAAGAUUGUCAACAUAUGAUGGUUUACAAAUCUCAUUUACAAUAUGAAACGAAUGUAUAUUAACGGAUGUAAUAUUUGUUAUAUUUUUUGUAUAAUUCUAUAUCAGGGAAAGUUGUGGGAAUGAAGGAAAAAAAUCUGUUAUUAUACUCACUGUCUUUUUCUGUUUCAUGUGGACAUCUAUG